Molecule: messenger RNA, 1365 nt
Organism: Geodia barretti
Lineage: Eukaryota; Metazoa; Porifera; Demospongiae; Tetractinellida; Geodiidae
Source: the annotation of a GenBank genome assembly
AUGACAGACCGGCCAGUUUUAAGUUUAGAGCUCGCUGUGAGGUGCUGCAGGAACAUGAACAUGAAAAACUGCUACAGAGAGCAAAACCACUGUGUAGGAGUUGCAGUAGAUGAUAGCCAAACACCAGCAACAGGAUCGCUACCAAACUGUGAUACACCAAGUGGGACACCAAGUGAGCCACUGAGUGAGACAACAAGUGAGCCACUGAGUGAGACAUCAAGUGAACCACUGAGUGAGACAUCAAGUGUGACAUCAAGUGUGCCACUGAGUGAGACAUCAAGUGUGACAUCAAGUGAGCCAUCAAGUAGGACAUCAAGUGAGCCACUGAGUGAGACACCAAGUGGGACAGUAGGAGGGACAGAAAAGGAAGGAGAGAGCUCUGCAAGUACAUCCUCUACAGUGACUAUAGUUGCUAGUGUCUUUGGCUGUCUGAUAGUCCUAAUUCUGGCAGCACUGUUGGCACUUCAGCUAAUUCGCAUCUUCCGCAAGAGAAAGUACCAUCAGCAUACCAUUAGUGGAAGAACAGAAAAUAGUGACACUACAGCGCAGAAUACGUACGCACAAGGGCCACCAUUGCCAGGAGAGCCCGCUCCAUAUGAGCCUGCCGUUGUGAAUGGGUCAGGAGCAAAGGACCUCCCUCUACACCAACAACAGCCAUCUCCCUAUGAAACUGCCACUGUCACCAAUGGAGUUUACUCUCUACUGGAGCCACCAGAUGAGAUACAGAGCAGGGGCCAGCCUGGAGGAGACAGGACCGACACCACUGUUGACCAACAUAUUUACGAGGACGCAGACAGAUAUGUCAGCUCUCCUGAGUGUGGCAUUGUCAAUGCUGACUAUGAGGUGUCCCUGAAGAGUGCAAGAGAUCCCAAUAAAAGCCCUCUGCCUGCUACUGAUGGUGAUGACUAUGCUGACCCAGACGAUGCUCUGUUUGAUGAUGAAGAGUAUGAAACACGACCAAAGACCAUCAAGUAUCAGCCUUCAGAUGAAAAUGACUACUCUGUUCCCAGUGAUGCCAUAAUUGAGGAGACCGAUAACCAAGAAUCACAUGAUGGAAUCCUCAACCCACUCUACCACGAGCUGGGGAAGAACAUGAACCAGGUUAAACCCAACAAUGACCCUUCAAUAACUGGAGUGCCCAAGGGAAAAGCAGCCACUGUCGAGUCUACAAUGUAUGAGCCUGCUGUGUCAGCACCUCGUCCAUCUACUGCUCACUCAGACAUGGAGCCUAUCACCACCUCACAUGUGGACAUUGAGACUACAUCCUCACACCAGGGUACUCAAGAUAACACCUUGUCUGACAGGGAGGACAGCACACCACAAAGCACAGUGGAUCAGCACAAGCCCACAGACCCAGAGACUUAG